This is a messenger RNA of Poecilia reticulata (guppy), 3475 nucleotides long. The record is from RefSeq and is a predicted model, not a curated record. NCBI's taxonomy places the organism in Eukaryota, Metazoa, Chordata, Actinopteri, Cyprinodontiformes, Poeciliidae.
UAUUAUGUAUCAUAUGUGUCACUAUAAUGCUGCUUUCUGUGUAUGUAAACAGCAGGAAAAAUAAGUAGGGCACACAUCAAUGUUUUUCUCUGUAAAAAAAAAACAAAACAAAUCUGUAAUGAGACUAAGUAUCUAACUAAGUGUUGGAAAUGACCCAAGUAAUUCACACUCUGAAACAAGUUGGAACAUAACGGUAGCUUUUGGGGAAAACCCCAUUACAGAUCUGUCCCCGAUCUGCUGGAUCGAACGUCUGCUGUAGUUCUUUUAUAGCUAUUUUGCCAAGGGUUGUACAGUUUUUUAAUUCAACAUUAAUUUAUUUUUUAUAAGUUAGGAGCAACUUGACGAAAAUGUGUUUCAUCUGUUCACAAAGAGUAAUACAAUAUUUUACAUUUCUCUGGUUAUUAAUCCAGACAGAAUACCCCUUCAUGUGAUUAUUAAAUAUCAGGUAUCCUGUAAUUUAUUCGUUUAAUAUUUUGCUAGUUAUGUCGUUCCAUUUUCCAGGUGGUGUUUUUUACCGUGUACGAUCCCCGACUCCAAAUCACUUCAGAAAGAAAUGGGAUAUGUUCGACCCAUCUGCUCCUUUUGUCCUUUAUAGUUUUGCUUGUUCUCUUCUAAAAGCGUCCAGUUUCUUCUCAUGUCCCUCCUGUGUUUCAUUCAUUGGAUGCUCCUUGUCUGUCCUUCCCGACUCGGCACUCUUGAUCCUAGAUAGUUGGAUGAUGGUGACUUUGGAGCCUCGACUCGCCACGUCUUUUACUGCUGCAGAUGCGUAGUUGCAGACGCGUGUGUUGUUCUCGUAAAGUACGAUCAACUUGACUGGGGAUGGGGUCUGGAAUUUGAUCUACGUUUCUCUGAGGACCCGCUUCGCUUCAAGGUGUACAUGUCGAUGUUUUAGCAGCAUGUCUGGGGCAUAGACAGACAUGCUGCUAUGCCCCAGUCUAUUACUCUUUCCCUGCCAGCAUAAAGCCUUUCAUUUUGACUAUAAAUGUGGUGAACUUGACCCAGGUCAAAUAAUGUUUGAAUAUCUAGUUUGUCUCGGAGUAGGAUCUCUAUGAAGGCUGACAGAGGAAGAGCCGUCCUCAGAGCCUUUUGCAAUGCCAUGGAGCCCUUUGUUUUCCAGUCAGCUCAGUUAGUUCAGCCUCAAGCUCAUCCUGUAAUUCACUUAGCUUCAUAGCUGACUCUUCAGUCUGCUUCCAAAAUACAUCCAGUUUUUGGUUGUUUUUUUUGUUUGUUUUUUUUCCCCCUCUUUAGCUUCUCGGAAGCCCUCUACAUUUUCACGAUGGGAUUCUCUCAGUUCUCGGAGAACAGUUUGUAAAUUAGCUGUCUCGUCAGCUUUGUCGUUAGCCACCAGUAAUGCUUCCACGUCCGAGAGGCUAGUCGUGCAUUCGUAGUUCAUUUCUUCUUCUUGUAAAAUCGACUGUCAAAGACAGUAGAGCUUGUUUUUAUUUGGACUUAGGCACUGUGACUCACUCAUUAGUGUAUUUUAAAUGCUGCAUAGAAACAGGAGAUUUUUAGAAUUUGUCGAUGAGCCACUUGGCUAAGCUGUCGCCAUCUUGUUUGCUCAUCCGGAGGUCAAUUAAACAUUGUUUUAAUUGAUUGCAGCUGGUAAUUAAUUCCUAUAUCACAUUAUUAAGAAAACUUAUGAUAAUGAUGUUGCGUAUCAUUAACCCACAUUUUCCUUAGUUUUCUGUAUGUCUUGAUCAUUUUUCUGUUCUCUUAUCCAGGUAACUAUAGUCUGUCACUUUUUAUUUAAAUACAUUUAAAUGGUCUGCAUGCAUGUAUGUAGAUUCAUUUUAAAUAGGCUACACUUAACUUGCAUAAUUGUUUUUUAAUCAUUUUAAUUUGUAUUUUGUAUAGAAAUGCAUUCAUGACUUUUUAAUGAAUCAUAGUGCUUUUUUUCCCCUUUACUUUUCAGUCCAUGUUUUUUGGGAAAACAUUAUACAUACCAUAUUUUCUAGCUCUCUGUAAGUUUUAGCAAGAAGUAAGCUAAAUAUGUCUUUCUGUGGUGAAUUUCCAGUAAAGUUGUUAUGCAAAGUGGUGAGACCAAGUUUUUGGAAAUAAGUUUUUAGAAGAACCUUUCUGUUUGGUAACCUUUCCUAGCAUUUCCCUGUUUGUGUACAAUUUAUUAUUUUCCUCAGCAGGUGAAGAUGAGAGGGCAGCUGUGUGGACUUACAAGACUGCUGUGGCCUUUCCAGUUAAAUUAUCGGAUCCUGGAGUUUUGCCACCCUUCCUAGGUGUAACUAAUGAGCCAGUCCGCUUCACUGCCGCGUCAGAAAAAGCUGCAGCACCACCUGUUACUGCUGCCACUAAAUCUGCUGGAGAAAAGUCAUCAGCUGUCACUGCUUCAUCUGAUCUGUAUCAAAGCCAAGAAGAGGUUUCUCAGAUACUUGCUCAUGAUACUUUACCGGUAUUUGUACCAGCUGAAGAAGCUCCAGUCGAGGAACUUUGUAAAGGCUCCGUACCGGGAGACGUUCCUGCCCUUUCUGUGAGCCUGCAUGAUGUUGUAAAACCAAGUAUGGUUUCUUCUAGGCUUGGGGAUUCAGCAGCUGAAGAAAUGUCUUCCUCAUCAUCCAGCGACUCUGAUACAGACUCAGACUCAGACUCGGAGUCCAUUCCUGAAGACGAGAAUUUAGAGGUAGAAACUGAAACCAGAAGCUUUUCUUUGGAAUUGCAACAACCAAGUCUUCAAGAAUUGCAACAACCAAGUCUUCAGGAACAGAGAGAAAUUAAAGAGCUUAUAGUUAGUGGAGUGACUAAGGGCCUUCCUAAUGCAGAGGAAGCAGCAGAUCAAUCUGUAGUCCAGGCCUCCAGAGAUCCUUUGCGAGACUCAGCCUUCGAUGCCCUGACUGCUACAAAGAAUGCAGCUGAGCUUACCAGUUCAGAUUUGUCAACCCUUACUGCUCCUACCGAUGCCCUGUGUGAAGCUCCAGCUGUACCUGUGGAGCAACAUGAAGCUCCAGACAAAGCCCAGUCUGACUCUCUUUUAAAAGCAGUAGAUGCGUUUACAGAACUUGAAGAAGGCUUAGGUGAUGCUGGUGAAGAAUCGGGGGGGGAAACGUCUACUAUUGGGCCUGUACAGUCAAAAGCCGUCUCUGCUGAAGUAGCAGCUGACUGUCCAGCUGAAGUUGGCACCUCUGUUGAGCUGGAGGACUCUGCCCAGGUGCUAGUGGAAGCUACUGAAGAGGAGCUGCAUGCCGAGACCACUGCUGAACGGCCUGAGGAGUCAGCAGCAGCACCUCCGGAGCCUGAGAUAUCUUUUGACAACAGCACUUACAAAAACUACCAGCACCACAGCUACACCAGCUUCACAUUUGCAGACCUGGAUGUGGAGAUGGCCAAGUAUCGUCUCCCUCAGCCCUCGUCCGGAAAACCGUCACCCAGACACUAGGGAGUAGGUGGUGUGCACAGCGGUGGUGGCGGCGAUGUUGCGAAAGCAGUUGUUAAAAUGUGUUAUGAUUAAAGAAGUGUAUGAAAUUAA